AUGCGCGCCCGUUGGUCUUGUUGUCCGUUGUGUGUCACGCAUGUUUUUGUGGCGUUUGCCGUUAGUGCGCUGCUUGCCGGGCUGGCCGCGGGCAUCUUCCCGUGCCUGGUAUCCUCCGGUGCCGGUACCAAAGGGGCCUGGCAUGUUUUUGACAUGUUCCUCCGCGGUCGGUCCGCACUCGGCAGCCAUGGAUAGGAAAUAUGUCAUGGAUACGGUGUCGGGAGGUUCUGAGACGUUCCGAGGCAUUUCGAUGUUCUACCGUGCGGUGACGUGGAGGUCGAUUUCCGCUCGAUUUCCGCCGUCCGUAUGUGGACACAAGUGGGUACAAUUUGGACAAAAGUGGGUCGAAAUGUA
Messenger RNA from Ectocarpus sp. CCAP 1310/34, 354 nucleotides. NCBI's taxonomy places the organism in Eukaryota, Phaeophyceae, Ectocarpales, Ectocarpaceae. The record is from the annotation of a GenBank genome assembly.